This is a messenger RNA of Caenorhabditis briggsae, 210 nucleotides long. The transcript has 2 exons. The record is from RefSeq and is a predicted model, not a curated record. Lineage: Eukaryota; Metazoa; Nematoda; Chromadorea; Rhabditida; Rhabditidae. The coding region runs from base 1 to 210 and encodes 69 amino acids.
AUGGCGAAUACAGUCCUGCAAGUUGAUGAUGACGAAUAUGAAGAUGACUUCUUUUUGAGGAACACCCCUACAUCUUCAAGUCCGUCUGUAGCAGGAUCCAUCACUGAUAAUGAAGAUCUCGAUUUCGAUCUGCUGGGACUCAAAAAUCGGUCCGAUUCGUCUUCAUCAAGUAGUUCUUCACAAUCGAAUCGUGCUGGCUCAUUGUUUUAG